CACACGGGAGAGAAACCGUACAAGUGCAAACUGUGUGAUGCCGCCUUCGCACAAUCAAGUAAUCUGAAGACACACAUGAGAACCCACACGGGAGUGAAACCGUAUAAGUGCGAUCUGUGUGCUGGAGAGAAACCGUAUAAGUGCGAUCUGUGUGAUGCUACCUUUGCACAAUCGGCUAAGCUGAAGACACACAUGAGAACUCACACCGGAGAGAAACCAUAUAAGUGCGAUCUGUGUGAUGCUACCUUUGCACAAUCGGGUACACUGAAGACACACACGAGAACUCACACCGGAGAGAAACCUAUGUGAUGCUGCCUUCUCGGAUUCGAGUGCUUUGAAGACACACAUGAGAACUCACA
Priapulus caudatus is the source of this 359-nucleotide messenger RNA. Its product is annotated as zinc finger protein 2 homolog. The record is from RefSeq and is a predicted model, not a curated record. NCBI's taxonomy places the organism in Eukaryota, Metazoa, Priapulida, Priapulimorpha, Priapulimorphida, Priapulidae. The annotation marks the transcript as partial. Gene Ontology annotation, molecular function: DNA-binding transcription factor activity, RNA polymerase II-specific; RNA polymerase II cis-regulatory region sequence-specific DNA binding. Gene Ontology annotation, biological process: central nervous system development; regulation of transcription by RNA polymerase II. The transcript is spliced from 2 exons. Gene Ontology annotation, cellular component: nucleus.